GGUUAGAGAAAUUUACAAAGGACGCUUCAGUAUCAUUGAUCUGCAACACUAGCCAUUGUCCUCUGUGCAAACAACCACACUAUCUCCUAGACUUUGCCUUCAGCUGCUUCUGCAUCAGCACGACGUUAAAGAAAUUUACAAAGGACACUUCAGGAUCAUUGAUCUGCAACUACCCAUUGUCGUCUGUGAAAACAGCUACACUAUCUCCUAGACCUUGCCUUCAACUGCUUCUGCAUCCAUGACAUAAAUGUGAAGAAAAUAUAAACAGAUAGAACAAUUCACCGUUUUCCGCCAAGAAAUGUGAGGUGCAAUUUAAUACUUGUUAUCUCAUUUAACAAGACAUUUUUCGAAUACAAUUUUAUCACUUGAAUCAAACCAUGAGCUGCCGUCAAAGAUUUGGGUUGAGAAGACAACCUUUAGGGCAUAAACCUACAUCGGUGUCGGUUACAAAGGAAAAACCAAAACCAGUGGAAAGAGCACCAACAAGACCAAUUAGAGUUUUUGGCCAUGGAAGACGUGAUUUUGGUAUUAUAAACUUAAAAGUGGAUCCAACAAAAUUCCUUGAUCGUACCGCAGUGUUUUCCAGUGUAGAAGAAGAAAGGAUUUUGCCCUGGAAAAGAUUGUACAAUGAUAUUGAAGACUUGUCUCGUACUAAACAAGGAGACCUUGUUUGGUCGACAUUAGAAUAUUUUGAAAAAAGCAAAGAUGUAAUCACAUACGUUGAUACAUUGAUAUCGAUUUGUAUGAGGAGUGACCACAUACUGGAUUUAACCACGAGGAACUUUGCACUAAUAUCGAAUACAGUUGAAUUCGGAGAGAGAAUAAAAAGACAGAUGUUUUUCAACCUAAAUCAUCUCUAUGAUGAUCUUCAACAUGCUACUGGCCUGGAAGAUGGUAACGACCCACACUUACUGUUGAAAUAUUACACCAGAGACAGUUACUACUCCUUUGCUAAACUUGUUGGUCUUUUGUUUUUUAGAUUUAGAAAACAUCUUUACUCAAAUGAAAGAUUUAAACUGCUAGCUGGUCCAGUUAUCUUCGGGUUCAAUUGCCUGUUACACUUAGGAACUUUGGAAUCCUUCAAGCUUUUCGUCAGAUUGGUACAACUGAACUUUCAUGCACUGGAAGAGUGGGAAGAUGAAUCUCUCACCAACCUUGUGAACAAGGUGAAAGAGCUAAGACGGACUUUUAAAGAGACAGACGAAGAAUGGAUCUGGUUGUCGGGGGCAUUAGAUAUCAUUUAUCAAGGACCCACAUUGGAUAAGGCCAUCUACGACAAAUACGUUCACAAGCUGGGUUAUGAUGAAUGGGCAAAACAUGUAGCUCUCUACCCUCCCGUAGAAUCUUUGCAAGAAGUAAACGAGUUUGUAGUAGAAGAGAAGUCGGACCGUUUCCACAUCAGCCCUAUUGAUAUAAAAAGAAACAUGUUCAUCUUCUUUCCGUAGUUCAAAGCCUACAGGUUCAAGCGAGAGAUGAUUAAUCCAUCAACCAGAAUACCAACAUCUAGCGAUAUCUUCAGCUCGAAUGUGACUUUAAAGUGAUAUCUUUAGCAAAACUGUGACUGUGAAAAGAUAUCUUCAGCUCAACUGCGACAUCUUCAGCUCAGCUGUGACAUAAAAGUGACAUCUUCAGCUCAACUGUGACUUAAAAAGUGAUUUAUCAGUAUUAAAUAAAAAUUUGUUUUGUGUUUCAGUGUUUACAAUAUUGUUUCAUUCGUUAUUUUGUGUUUGACAGGAGAAACUUUACUCCAGUGAAAUAACUGAUUCUUGUAAGUUACCCGCAUUUAGUCAGGGAGUGUUAGUUGGUGGAAGAGAAACCACCACUUAGUGUUACUUUGCUCUGCCAUGCUGUUGCCAAGUUCUCACUAGCCUUACCAUUGGUGAAGCUGGCAAGGGGCUUUAGUGUGAUUGAUGAUUAAGUAUCAAAGAAAACAAGUUCCUAAUUUUGUAAAUUUAUUUUGUUAAAUUUAUUUUUAUAUUUUUAUCUUACUUGUUUAUUAAAGUAGUUUAGCUUAGAGCUUAAAUUGGUCCAUUAAAAACAAAAUGUACUUGAAAACUGGUUGUAAAAAGUAACAAUAACUAUUUGGGACACAAAUAAUACAGUAAAGCGGUGACAAUUUUGUUAAUUUAUUGUAAUACUGUAUGCAACAAAAUCAAAAUUUUGAAAUACUAAGUUUUAAGUCAGUUUGUAAUAGACUUACUUAUCAUAAAAUAUUAAAACUUUAUAUUCAUUAAAAUAGAAUGCAAUUUGAUGUAAAAAAUCAUGAACUAAUAACCAUUCACUUGUAGGAAUAUAAUGUUUUCUUUCAAAUAUGUUUUGGACAUUUAAAAAUUAAAUGUGGGUUUUAGUGAUUGUAAACCUCGAUUUUAAAAUGUACAGUAUUAAGGCGAAAGUUGUAUAAAUAUAAAGUAUAUUUAUUUAUUGAAUAACGGAGUGAAAUUUACUCAAUCAGAAAGUACUAAAGUUUCAUACUUGUAGUUUUAUAAUUCAACCCCAUUAUUUUAAUUGUAAAGUAUUAUGUUAAAAAAAAAAAUUCUUGAUAAUUUGUGUCCCACUAGAAAUGUAACAAUAUUGGCACAAUAUAAAUGUCUUCAAACUAUCUGUCACAGGAAUUAUGCUCAAUAGCAAACAACAUUUUGUAAAAUAAACAACGGGUUAUAUCAUGAAACUCUCAUUGUGCGUUAAUAUUGUUACAAAUCGAAACAGGGUUGGCCAGUUGUUAUUUGUUAUGGUAAAUUUGCAAGUGCCUUAAAAAAUGUUUACCACAGAUACUAUAAAAUAAUCAUAUUGUUAAAAUUUAAAAUAAAAACUUCACCAAUAUUUUAUUAAUUUUUAAUAACAUAUUGAUGAAUUUUUAAUUUUUAUUGAGACCAAUGUUAACAGUUUCUUUAUGAAGAUUAAUCAUAUUGUUAUUUAACUUAUAUAAGUUAAGUUAUGUGUUAUGGUCAAUUUGCAAGUGUAAAAUAAAUAAUUAUAUUGUUAUUUAACUUAUAUGUUAAGUUAACAUUACUACUAUGUUGUAUCAAGUAGUCUUAUUCAAUUGGAUGUGUUUUCAUACUUACUUAACUAUCGCCACAUCAAAAAAUCUUCGCCAUGUUAUCCAAUAUCCGGUCCUCUGCAUCUUGCCCUACUGCUCCGAUUCUCUACAUGUCUACUUUCACUUUUUUCCACCAUAUCUGUUUUGUUCUUCCUCAAGGUCGUCUUCCAAGCGUAUUACCCUCUAAAACUCUUCUCAGUCUGCAUUCUUCGCCUCUUCUCAAUAUGUGUCCUGCCCAUCUGAUUCUUCGGCACUUAAUUUCCCCAAUUAUAUGUGUGCUGUCGUAAAAUUGUCUUAUUUCCAUUUUGAGUCAUCUUCAUUCACAUAUUGGUCCAUAAAUUUUCCUUAGUAUUUUAUUUUCAAAUACAAUUAGUUUCUGUUCAUCUUUAUUAUUUAUUUGCCAUGUUUCUGAUCUGUAAAGGAGAAUUGGGCAGAUUUUUGUUUUGUGAGACACGGAUCUGGAUUACAGUAAUCUAUUGCACACAUGGAAGAAUUUAUUCGGCUUUGGAUCUCCAGUUUAUCAGUAUUUUGAUUUGAUAUUAUUUACUCUUAGGUAUUUAAAACUCUUGACUUUGCAAAGUGCAUGUACUUAGUUUUACAAUCAUUAAUUUUAAACCUACUUUUUCCGCCUCUCAUAAAUAUUUCGGUUAAAGUCUUGAGAUUCUAGAGAUCUUCUAGUUUUUCUGCAAUUACAACAUCAUCUGCAAAGGCUAAUAUGUUUAUCCUGGUUCCUACUUCGCAAUUGUGAUAAUAAACACAAUAAGUGACAUCCCAUCUCCUUGUUUGACAUUUGGAUCCUGUAAUACUCAUUUUUAUUAAUGAUACAAGGCUAUCAAAUGCUUUUUGAAAGUCGAUAAAAAGUGAACAAAAUUUGUUAUUAUACUCUCAUUAUUUGACUAUUAUUUCUUUUAAUAAAUGUUGAUUUAUUGCUCUACCCUUCAUAAAACCCACCUGAUGUUCCCUAAUUAUUUCAUUUUAGUACAGUAGUGAUCUAGCCAAUUUAGGAUAAUUUGUGAAUGACUUAAUAUGAAAUACUAAGAAGUGAGAUUCCUCCGUAAUUACCAUGAUAUUCUUCUUCUACUUUUUUAUGUAUGGGGAUAACGACUGCUUCCUGCCACUCAGUUGGUGUUUCUUCUUGUUCCCAUAUUUUUUAAAUUAAACCCCACAGCUUCUCUGCCAUUUCUAUCCUCUAUUAUUUCUGCUGUUGUUUAAUUUUUGCCUUGUACUUUGUAAUUUGUAGGGUCUUAACGUUAACUCACUAACUGCAUAUUGUACCUCUUCUUUAGUCAGUGGUUCAACAUGAUAAUGAAGUCUAGAUUUGACAGAUUGUACAUCUACCUGUCUUCUUGACUAAUGCUGUUCAUCCAAACAGACAGUUUCCCUUUUUACUGCAUAUGUUUCCAUAACAGUUAAAAUUAACUGUCCCAAUUUUAAAUGAAGUUGCCAACUUUGUAUUUUGCCUUCGUCAUUUUUUGAUUGGAUUAUUGACAAAGUUAAAUUAACUAAAUCGUCAUGUGCGACAAGGACAAUGUUUUUGUGAGUUUUCUACUUUUUUACAAAUAGUUUGUGUAGUUUUGUAUCUGGUUUGAGUUUUUAUCCAAAUGUAUCCAUACAAUCGGCAUAUACCGGUAGUUUAUACUUUAUACUUAUUUUGUACUCAUAUUAGCUCAAUUAAUAAGACUGAUUGUUCAUUAAUAA
This is a messenger RNA of Macrosteles quadrilineatus (aster leafhopper), 4735 nucleotides long. RefSeq lists its product as uncharacterized. NCBI's taxonomy places the organism in Eukaryota, Metazoa, Arthropoda, Insecta, Hemiptera, Cicadellidae. The coding region runs from base 378 to 1445 and encodes 355 amino acids. The record is from RefSeq and is a predicted model, not a curated record. The transcript is spliced from 4 exons.